Molecule: messenger RNA, 771 nt
Organism: Penicillium paradoxum
Lineage: Eukaryota; Fungi; Ascomycota; Eurotiomycetes; Eurotiales; Aspergillaceae
Exons: 2
Coding region: 1-771 (256 amino acids)
Source: RefSeq, a predicted model, not a curated record
AUGGCUCAGGUCAUUCGGAGUCUAUCCAGUCGGCCAUCUGUCUCCUUCCAGACUCUCUCUGACCUGCAUUUGGAGGUCAACCAGCAGUACCUCACGUUCGAAGUGCCUGUCGCCUCAAAAUACCUGUUACUAGCUGGGGAUAUUGGUCUUUUACUUAUCCUUGGUAACCACGAGUUCUACGGAGGAUCUUUCGAGUCAGUACUCGAGACUGCAAGAUGUCUUGAACGGGAGCCAUGCUUGAACGGGCGACUCAUUUUGCUCCACAAGCGACGAUAUGAUAUCCCGGACUCCAACGUCACCGUACUAGGAUGUACCCUUUGGUCUCACAUCCCAGAAUCAUCCAAAGAUAUCGUCCAUUGCAAAAUCCAAGGCUUCCAGAAAAUCGAGGACUGGACUGUUGAUAAACACAACGCGGCACAUCAAUCCAAUUGGUCUUGGUUACGCGAUGAGAUCCAAUCAAUACAAAACCAGCACAAAGCCAGUCCUUCGAAAGACUCUAAACGGUCAAUCCUGAUUGCGACGCACCAUGCGCCCUCUAUGCACCGUACAUCGAGCCCAGGUCAUGCGCAAAAUCCUUGGAGCGCUGCAUUUGGCACCGAUCUUUUGUCUCAACCCUGGAAUGGUGUGCGUACCUGGGAGUUUGGACAUACGCAUUACUCAACAGAAUUCAAGGAGGGUGGAAUCCGAAUUGUGAGUAAUCAACGAGGUUAUGUACUCCCAUGGACCGAUGAGCCCAAAGGAUUCGAUGCAAAGAAGGUGAUUUGGCUAUGA